Aedes albopictus (Asian tiger mosquito) is the source of this 1148-nucleotide messenger RNA. Its product is annotated as 17-beta-hydroxysteroid dehydrogenase 13. The record is from RefSeq and is a predicted model, not a curated record. Bases 97 to 1065 code for a protein of 322 amino acids. Gene Ontology annotation, molecular function: oxidoreductase activity, acting on the CH-OH group of donors, NAD or NADP as acceptor. Lineage: Eukaryota; Metazoa; Arthropoda; Insecta; Diptera; Culicidae. The transcript is spliced from 5 exons.
UUGUUGUACAGUUCGAGUGCUAUAGUCGGGAAGACGAUUACAGUCAUCGACAGUCUCGCAGUGAAGUUCGAUCUAGCAACACAUUCCUGGAAGAUCAUGGGUUCGCAGGUUCAAUCGGAAUGCGAGCCGGCCAAAAGGUCUCCAUUGUUGAAUGUGAUCGCGGAAGUGCUUUGUAUGGUGUUUGAUCUGGUGAAAGUGCUUUCAAUUUCAAUACCUCUUCUGAUAUUGAGUGUAGUUAAGAUUUUAGUGCCAUCUAAGCUUAAGAACGUUCGUGGGCAAACUGUUUUGAUCACCGGCGCCGGCAAUGGACUGGGGAAAGCGAUGGCACUCGAAUUUGCCAACCGGGGAAGCAACGUGGUGAUCGUAGAUGUUGAUCUAGAGGCGGCAGAGCGCACAUGUGCGGAGCUUAGGCGCGAACGGUCGGUCGCUGCUUACGCUUUUCGAGUGGACGUGUCGUCAUACGAACAAGUGGAAGCGUUGGUUGACAAUGUGUAUAAAAACGUUGGGCCGGUGGAUGUACUCAUCAACAAUGCAGGGGUGGUUGGUUUCAACUUUUUACAAGAUGCAGACGAAGCCAACAUCAACCGGAUGAUCGAUGUGAACGUUAAAAGCGUCAUAUGGAUGACGAAACACUUCCUGAAGCGAAUGAUCGAACGGAAACGCGGACACAUCGUUUCCAUUUCCUCCUUGGCUGGUAUCCAUCCGCUUCCGUGGGCAACCGUCUACUCCACAUCGAAACACGCCGUCAAUGGGUUCAUGGGUGCCCUGACGGAGCAGUUGCGCUUGCAGGGUCAUGCAGGCGAAAUUCGGACGUCCUGUGUUAAUCCGUACUACAUUUCCACGCGGAAGGAUAUAACGGAUUUUCUGAAGAAACCAAGGUUUGGAAUCCUAACAACCGAGUACACGGCAAAGUGCAUUGUCGAAGGUGUACUACGAAACGAGGCAACCAUCACAGUUCCUAGGUUCUUCGGGCUAGGUGUAAAAUUUAUGCAGUUGUUCCCUACGAGAGUUCAGCAGGUAAUUAGAGAUUAUAUAUUACGAGAGUAUGAACUGAACUCCGCUUGAAUAUCUUCGAAGAAGAUAAAUAGAAAGGUAUACAAAAAUGUGAUAAAUUGAUAGUAAUAAAGGAUCAAACUAAAUAAAAAGCA